AUGGGUCUCGUCAAUGUCUCCACAGGGGCGGCCAUGCUAGAUUUACGCAGCUUUGGAGCCGUCAUUCUUGUUUGCUUCGUUGUUGUUCGUAUAAUUGUGCGUAGAUACUGGACACCGAUCGCAGAUAUUCUGGGCCCCAUCUUGGCUUCAUUUUCGGCGCUGUGGCAAGUUUACCACCUUUGGAAGGGCCAUAUUGAGGAAGAACUGAUUUCUCUCCAUAAAAAGCACGGCUAUUUUAGAGAAAAUGAAGUUAGCGUGUCUCACCCAGAUGCUGUUAAGCAGCUUCUCCACGCGAAUAUUGCCAAGGGCCCAUGGUAUUCGAUCUUCAGCAUGCCAGACUAUAACUAUGUCAACCAGAUGUCCGAGCUGAACCCUCGCCGCCACAUUGAAAAAUACCGCAACAUCGCUGCCGGAUUUGCACUGUCUAACAUCAUAAAAUUUGAGCCGCACGUUGACGCAGUAUUACAAAAUCUCGAAGAACACCUGGAUAAACUUUGCGAUUCUGGCGAAUCAGUGGAAUUCGACAAAUGGUUCAGCUUUUUUGCCUUUGACGUGUUAGGCGAAGUGACGUUUUCCAAGUCCUUUGGUUUUAUCGAGACUGGCACAGAUGUUAGAAAUGCCGUGGAAAAUACUAAGGUUCUGGCGCGAUACGUUGCAGCUAGGGGCCAUUAUGUCUGGUUCCACAACUUGACGCUGGGCAACCCGCUGCUUAGCAGAAUUGGGAUUCAGCCCUCGUCUCACAUUUUCGAUACUUGCCUUGCAGCCAUUGAUGAAAGGAAAAGGAAUCCCGAAAUAAGGAAUGAUAUGAUGCAGCGUUGGUUGGAUGUUCGGGAUAAAUAUCCCGAUCGUAUGGCAGAAAAUGAACUCCUAGCUGCGGCUGUUGGUAACGUUGGGGCUGGCGCCGAUACUGUUGGAGCCACUGCCCAAGCUCUCAUCUAUUAUCUUCUACGCCAUCCGAAGUAUCUGCAGCGGGUGAGAGAGGAAAUAGACACGGCUCAAGCACGGGGCGAACUUUCUCCCAUGGUUCAGUAUAAUGAGGCUCAAAAGUUGCCGUUUCUUCAGGCUUGUCUAAAAGAGACAUACAGGUACCAUUCGGCGGUUGUUGGCGGCCUUCCUCGAGUCGUACCACCGGGCGGGAUGACUAUAGGGGGCAGAUAUUUCCCCGAAGGAAUCGUUCUCAGUAUUAACACAUGGGUCUUCCAUCGGAAUCCCGAAAUUUUCGGCGAAGAUUGUGAUAGCUUCAAACCCGAUCGCUGGUUUCAGAAAGACACCACGAAUAUCGACUCGUUUUUGAUUCACUGGGGGGCAGGUUACAAUCAAUGCCCUGGACGGAACCUUGCUCAAUUCGAACUCUCGAAACUUCUGACAACCUUGAUUCGGGACUACGAUAUUGAGCUAGUUGACCCUACUAAGGAAUGGGUGUUUAAAAGCCAGUUCUUAGCUGUCCCAUCUGGGUGGCCUUGCAGGAUUCGACGAAGAAUGACCAAAUAA
Penicillium cosmopolitanum is the source of this 1491-nucleotide messenger RNA. Its product is annotated as cytochrome P450. The record is from RefSeq and is a predicted model, not a curated record. Bases 1 to 1491 code for a protein of 496 amino acids. Lineage: Eukaryota; Fungi; Ascomycota; Eurotiomycetes; Eurotiales; Aspergillaceae. Gene Ontology annotation, molecular function: monooxygenase activity; iron ion binding; oxidoreductase activity, acting on paired donors, with incorporation or reduction of molecular oxygen. The transcript is spliced from 6 exons.